UCAUCCGGGAACUUGAACAAUAAAAUGGAAAUGUUGGCAAGUUAUGACGAAGAUUCAGAACCUAUGCACAGUUUGGCUGAAAAUGACAACGGUGACGACGAACAGAACUCAAAUUUGGAAGACGAGUACAGUAUGUUUGAGAAAAUGAUUGCUGGGGACCAGUCUAAAACAGAAAACCAAUCAGUUACCAUGGUAGCAGAGACAGAUCACGCAACCAAUGAAUCAGGCAGCAAAAACAAGGAGGAUACAGGUCAGAAAGGCACUGGAAGAUGUUCAUUAGCAGAAAGUGUGAAAAAGAUCAUGGAACAAAAUUCUGAGGUUGGUGAGGUGAAUGAAGAUCAAAGGUCAAAGUCAGGGUCAUCUGAUUCUGGAUCAUCGAGGGAAAGUUCAAAAUCCAGGUCACCAUCAUCAUCACCUGAGCGCAAAUCAAAAGAGAGGAAAAUAUCAACAAACUCAACAGAAAAUGAACUGGAGAAACCAUCUGAAAAAGAGAUGAGGGAAAGUCCUUCAAAAAGGAAAAGGUCUCAUUCAAGGUCACCAUCACAUAAACACAGAUCAAGAUCCCCAUCUCAUAAACACAGGUCAGACCACCAUCAUAAGUCAAGCAGACGGCGAUCAAAAAGUAGAGAUAAAAGAAAGGAGAAACGUCCUUCAAGAUCACAUAGGCACAAACGAAGCAGAUCCCGAGACCAUAAACACAGAAAAAGACAUUCUUCACAUGACAAGAAGAGGAGUGGCAGCAAAGACCGUCACAGAAAACAUAAGAAAAGUCGUAGUCGAAGUCGUGAAAGACACUCACGAAAAAACAAAAGUCCACACAGACGGCAUCAUAGAAGUCCCGAUCGCCAUAGAAGUCCCGAUCGCCAUAGAAGUCCUGAUCGGCACAGAAGUCCUGCACACCGUAGAAGUAGAAGUCCUGAUAGGAAAGCUAGGAGAAGUCCUACAACUUGUAAUAAACCUUUCACUUUCAAGGAUCAAAUGAGACAACAACUUCUAAAGGCCAGUAAAAUAUUACAGAAUAAUGAAGGCAUAGAUGGAAAAGAACUUGAGUUACCUAAAGAAAAACCAAGCAACCUUCCAUUAAAUUCCAAAGAUGUUUUCUCACAAAUAUCAGCUGGUUCAGGGGUCACCCCACAGAUGGCACUGCUUCAAACAAUGGCAACCAUGCACCAGAAGGCCCAAGAAAUGACUGGUAUAGCUGUACCCAAAUAUUACAACCCAGCAGCAGUAAACCCAUUAAAAUAUGCAGAACAAGUACAGAAACGAAAACUUCUAUGGUCCAAAGCCAAAGACCACAAAGAGGACAAAGAAAAAGAAUGGAAGACCUCUGCAGCUUUGGCAUCGAAUUCUGACGACAAAACAAAAGCUAAAUUCUGUAAACUAAUGGGAAUAAAAGGUGAAGGAGGUCAAGAGGAAGAAGGAGAAGACAACUCUGAGAAUGUUGAGGAGAAGAAGAAACAACAUGAUGAACUGUUCUCUAGAUUAGAUAAAGACUAUGAAUUUGCUCGAAUGACGACUCACACACAGAGGGGAGUGGGACUGGGAUUCUCAUCGCAACAACAACAACAGUUUCCCAUGCAACAUCCAUGAGCAAUUCUUCUCAUGUAGACAUCAACAUCCCUGACACAGUUUGUUAUGUGAUAUUCAAUGUAAUCCAUACAUAAUCUGUGUAAAGUUUAUUAUCAUUCCUUAAUCUGUGUGUUAUAUCCAGUGUGAUAAGCAUGUAUAUGUCCAGUAUUCUAUUAAGAAUGGGCAUACUACCUUUAAUAACAAGUUGUAGAAUUUACAAUGUUCUAAAUGUAUGUUGAGUGAUUUCUCGUGUUUAUUCAGUAUAAGUAACACACCCAUGUAGAAAUGUAUGAUAUUAUUGACAAAGUCAGUGUUAUGUACAAGUAUAAUGAAAUCAUGUUCUGUGUGUUUUCUGUACAUUGAAACAGGUGUAAAACUAAUCCUGAAUCAACUGGAAAUCUGCUUUACGUUACAUGGAUUUAUUUAUCACAACUAGAUUAAAUUGUUUUCUUUUUUCCUAAAUUUGUUUAUUAAUAUAAACUAAUCCUUUGCUUAACAGGGAUUCUGUCUUUACUAGACCCGGGGUAUUUAAACUGGGACCUUGUCGUAACUAGUCCCUUACUUAACAUGCAGAGGUCCUGUCUAAACUGAUCCCUGAAGAAACUUGGACCCUAUUCUAAAUAUAUCCCUUAGCAAACUGGGACCCUGUCUACACUGAUGAAUGGGUAAACUUAGACCCUGUCUAAACAAUCCCUGAGCAAACUGGGACCAUAUUCUAAACAUACUCCUGAGCAAAGUGGGACCCUAUCUUCACUAAUCACUGGGUAAACUGGGACCCUGUUUAAACAAUCCCUGAGCAAACUUGAAACUUAUCUGGAUAUAAAUAUGAAGACCUGUCCAAAUUGAUAAUGAGAAAAGCGUGACCAUGCUUUACCAGAUUCUUCCGGAAUUUACGACCCUGUCAAAUCUGAACCCUGAAUAAUCUAGGAACCUGUCUUAAUGAAUUCUUUAUACAACUGAUCAUUGAAAAAUGUGAAGGCCUUUCUUAACUGAACUCUGAUUAACAUGGGACCAUAUCUCACAUGGUCCCAGAGUAGUCCCUAUUGAACUUAUUUUGACAAAUUUAGAAAACAGUGUUCAAAAUAACAUGUUAGAUUAUUAUCUCCAAACCAUUGCAUCUGUCACAUAUUUGAAGAAUAAGCUUCUUUGACAUUUAAAAAACUAUAUUUUGAAGUGAUCCUAAAAAGUAAUUAAAGAUGAGACAGGUUUUUUCGAUGAAUAGCAGGGGAGGUACAUCAUAUUUCCGUAUGGGCUUCUGAUGAACAACAUGGGAGGUAAUUAAAGUCACUUAAACAUAAUGAAUGACUUUUAUAGAAGCAAGGAUGCAUAUUAAAUGUGAAUUGUAUGUGCAGUAAGUUGUAUGAGAGAGAUGUACACAUGUUGUUUUUGGUUGCAUGUUAUUGAAUGAGAGAGAGUAAUGGUUAAUGAUUUUUGUAAUGUAUGAAUGAUUUGUUUUUAAAAUAAAAUAACUGGAAGUGAAUAAAUGUAUUGCAUUAUUUUCUUUAUUCUUUAUAAAUAAUUUGAUCCCUCAGUAAAAUGGGAACCUAAUUGA
Messenger RNA from Mytilus californianus (California mussel), 3121 nucleotides. Its product is annotated as arginine/serine-rich coiled-coil protein 2-like. The record is from RefSeq and is a predicted model, not a curated record. The coding region runs from base 25 to 1590 and encodes 521 amino acids. The transcript is spliced from 8 exons. Lineage: Eukaryota; Metazoa; Mollusca; Bivalvia; Mytilida; Mytilidae.